This is a messenger RNA of Penicillium soppii, 1263 nucleotides long. Its product is annotated as TADA1 family protein. The record is from RefSeq and is a predicted model, not a curated record. Lineage: Eukaryota; Fungi; Ascomycota; Eurotiomycetes; Eurotiales; Aspergillaceae. Bases 1 to 1263 code for a protein of 420 amino acids. Gene Ontology annotation, cellular component: SAGA complex. Gene Ontology annotation, biological process: regulation of transcription by RNA polymerase II. The transcript has 4 exons. Gene Ontology annotation, molecular function: transcription coactivator activity.
AUGCAGAUCGAUCCGGCGGCUUUGAGCCGCAGUGACUCUGCCUCAAACACAAUCAAGGGUUCCGUGCCCAACGGCUCAGCAUCAUCUAAGACCUCCAGAGCUUUGAUAUCAGUACCGCGGCUGGAGCUGGAGCCUGCCUACACGGACCUGAAGGCCGCCAUCGGAGACAAGUGGGCCGAUUACAAGGAGUCUACGGCUCUCUUUUUAUUAGGACAUUACAACCAGAACGAAUACGCGUCGCGAGUAGACCCUUUCUUAUGCGCCGAUCCCAAAAAUGAACAUCUUCAUAACAAUUUCGUUUGCGCGCUCAUCGGAAACCUUACGCGAGACCUCCCCGAUCAUGGCGUCGCAACCUGGGUAUCGGCCAACGAUAAACCAUCAGCGGUCACGAAACCUAUUUCCGGAGAUGCUGCGGAGCAAAGAUUGAAGACCGAGGUUAUGAAAUUGCCUCCGAGGGACCGCCGGCGCAUAAAAGGAAUCCCAGAGCGAGAUCCCAACGAGACGAUACUCACGGAGCUAGAAGAAUGCCACCUAGCCAAGCAAAUCAAAUUACCUAGCCAAGUUCCCGCAAGUGCAGGGGGGCUGAACAAAACUAACUGGGAACUGGAAAUCCGCAAACGUUAUGCCCAACCCCUUGCCGCAGAAACCGGCGAAUUCCCCGAUGCUGAAUCAAUCCAUGCCCGCAUGGUCCCUAUAUGUUACGAAGAGUCUCUGCCCAGCGGUGCUGGGCUCCCUUGCGCAGAAUUCAUGGCGAUUGCGACGGAAACAUUCGUCAAGGAGGUGUUGUCCGCAGUAUUCUCACGCACGCGGUCAAAUGGACCGUCAGGUACUAUCAACAACAUGAUGAUGCGCAAAUAUCGUCACCAGCUCGAGGUCGAAGAGCUUGCCUACACACGUGGUGAAAUCGUGAAAGACGCCGCAACGGGUUUAUUACCCGUUGAAGCGAGAGAGGCUAGCACCCGAAGGCCAUUGGGUGUCAGGGAUCUCCGCCUAACCUUGGAGCUGGGCGGCGGUGUUCUCGGCCAUAUGCCAUUGAUUGCGGACCAGAUCAUGGGCGGGUACUACGAAGAUGAGCUCGAAACACCAAGACAAGAUCGCUUGGAGAAUGGCGUUGGUGGAUCACACCAGGACAUCAAACAGGACGAAGAUGAGAUGGACCUGGAUGACGAUGACGGCUCUCUGCCCGACUGGGAAGGAGGCACCCUUGCUGACCGAGAUCAGUUGAGCGGAUUGCUUGACGAGUGUCUAUCCAUGGCUGCGUGA